Messenger RNA from Aspergillus welwitschiae, 819 nucleotides. It is a transcript of the gene mpt, whose product is annotated as putative DNA repair and transcription factor Ada. Bases 1 to 819 code for a protein of 272 amino acids. Gene Ontology annotation, biological process: DNA repair; regulation of DNA-templated transcription. The record is from RefSeq and is a predicted model, not a curated record. The transcript has a single exon. Gene Ontology annotation, molecular function: sequence-specific DNA binding; zinc ion binding; methyltransferase activity. Lineage: Eukaryota; Fungi; Ascomycota; Eurotiomycetes; Eurotiales; Aspergillaceae.
AUGGUACCACCCCCGAAACUCCCUCUCCCCAAACCAUCCCUAUCCCCCUCCUCCACAUCCCCAUCCACCCGCUGGCUCGCCAUCCAAACCCGCGACCCCAAAUUUACCAACGCCUUUGUGUACGCCGUCCUCACAACGAAAAUCUACUGCCGCCCAACCUGUCCCGCGCGUCUCGCCCGACGAGCCAACGUCCGGUUCUACGAUACAGCUUCGCAGGCUGAGCUUGCAGGGUUUCGCCCCUGUAAGCGCUGCAAACCCGAGAUUGUCAUCAACAAUAGCAACAACUUGUUGGGGGCGGGUAGCAAUACCACAGCUACUAGUAGUGGUACUUUUAGUACUACUUUCCAUCCGCAAAUCCCCUCAGUGCAGAAAGCUUGUCAGACUAUCAGGGCUUCUGUGCAGGCGGGUUCGAAACCGACGUUGCGGAUGCUGGCGGCGGAGGCGGGGCUGACGCCGAGUCAUUUUCAUAGGGUGUUUAAAAGGGUGAUGGGCGUUACGGUUGGGAGGUAUGUGGUUGAUGUUAUGAGGAAGAGUGGUGACGGGGAGGUGUUGGAGGGAUCGCGGAGGGAUUGGGUUGGGGCUGAGGUUGAGGGUGAGGGUGCUGGAAAUUGGCCCGUGCUAUGGAAUGACUUCGAUGUUUUACUAGCCGCUGAGGAGGAUGAGUUCGCUGUUCCUACUACUGUUACAAUGCAGGAUGUACAACCUGUAGUGCCGGUGCAGGAUGAGGAACUUCUUGCUUGGCGUGCAGUAGGUUCUUACGGCGUUGGGGGAGGGUGUUCGGUUGAUGAAACGCUUGCAUUGGGUCAUGAAGCGCUGUAG